This is a messenger RNA of Hibiscus syriacus, 1386 nucleotides long. RefSeq names its product mitochondrial carrier protein CoAc2-like. The transcript is spliced from 8 exons. Gene Ontology annotation, biological process: transmembrane transport. The coding region runs from base 252 to 1244 and encodes 330 amino acids. NCBI's taxonomy places the organism in Eukaryota, Viridiplantae, Streptophyta, Magnoliopsida, Malvales, Malvaceae. The record is from RefSeq and is a predicted model, not a curated record. Gene Ontology annotation, cellular component: mitochondrial inner membrane.
UCAACCAAUUAACCUUUCCUUUCUCGUCUCUUACAGGAAUCCACCAUGGAAGAACGCGUGUAAUUCUCGGACUCGUCACUUGUCCCAAACAUAUAAUAACCGCCUAAUUUCCCGACCCAAUCUGACCCCAACAGAGAGAAACUUGUCUGUUCUGGUCUUAUUCUGGUAUUUGUUCCCCUCCUGUACCGUUCUUUGUACCAGAAAUCUCUAUUUUCUCUCCAUAUUUCCGGUUCUUGAAGGUGUUUGCUGAAAUGGAAAAGAAGGAAGAAGAAAGAGAGAUGAGUAUGUUCAUUGAUGGGAUCAUAGAAUCCAUGCCUUUGUUUGCGAAGGAAUUGGUUUCUGGCGGUGUUGCUGGAGGGUUCGCAAAGACCGCCGUUGCUCCACUUGAGCGUGUCAAGAUUUUGUUUCAGACGAGAAGAGCAGAAUUUCACAGCGUAGGACUUUUUGGAUCAUUCGAAAAGAUUGCAAAGAAUGAAGGAGUAAUGGGUUUUUACAGAGGAAAUGGUGCUAGUGUCGCUCGAAUAGUUCCGUACGCUGCACUUCAUUACAUGGCCUAUGAACAAUACCGAAGAUGGAUCAUCAAUAGUUUUCCCGACAUCACAAUUGCUGGUGGAACUGCUGUGCUUUUCACUUAUCCUCUCGAUUUGGUUCGGACUAAGUUAGCUUAUCAGGUUGUUGGUCCACCAAAGAUUAAUGUGAAAGGUGUAGUUAACGCAGAACAAGUUUAUAAUGGAAUUCUUUAUUGUUUUUCAAAGACUUACAAAGGGUCAGGGCUCAGAGGUCUCUAUCGUGGUGUUGCGCCAUCGCUUUAUGGGAUCUUUCCUUAUGCGGGGUUGAAGUUUUACUUUUAUGAGGAGAUGAAACGCCAUGUCCCGGAUGAUCAGAAGAAAAAUAUAAUGGUGAAUUUAGUGUGUGGGUCUGUGGCUGGGUUGUUGGGACAAACUUUCACAUAUCCUCUUGAUGUGGUGAGGAGGCAAAUGCAGGUUCAAAGGGUCUUGGCAUCCAACAGCCCUGAGUUGAAAGGAGCAAUGGAAACACUUGUUAUGAUUGCUAAAAAUCAAGGGUGGAAGCAAUUGUUUUCAGGGCUGAGCAUCAACUACCUCAAGGUUGUACCAUCUGUGGCAAUUGGUUUUACAGUUUAUGACAUCAUGAAAUCAAGCCUGAGAGUUCCAUCCCAUGAUGAAGCUGUGAUAGAAGUGGUAACAAAUAAAAGUAUUACCCAAACAUCAUCUAUCCAUACAUGAUAAUGAAUAAUUUUUAUAAUUCUUAUGUUAUAACUGACCAAAUCAGGCCAUCUAAACCUGUACAUUCAAUUCAUUUAAGCUGGAAAAUUAGAGCUUCUAUAGGUUCCAUUCCCCCACCGGAUAAAUUUUGCAAGAGGUGGAG